CCACAAACCAAACAAUACAUCCACUCAACAUCAUUGUCAACGAAUAUUAUCCCCGUCUAUCACUAUCAUUUAAUGUCCCACUCCAUUAUCGAAGUCUAUUCUUUUCCUCGGCUGUUUUACGGCUUGAUCCAUUUCUGACGCCUGGAUUCCAGAGUACAACCCGCAACACAGUAUUGGACCAAGUGGCCCUACCUUCGACUUCCAGCUUCCACUAACUGUGGUUGCUGAACGCCGGUGGGCCCUGGGAUACACAACCUAUUGAGGCUAUUCAAACGGCUCCCUUCGCUGCUCACUUAGACUCUGGCCGCCGCCCCAGUGGUCAACAACAUGGCCGCGCUCAACCUCGACACCUUGCCGGCCGAACUUCUCCUGGACAUUGGAGAACGUCUCGAUUUCAGAGACUUGGCCUCUCUGAUCCGUGUCUCCAGAUCUUGUCACGAUGUCUUGACUGACAAACUAUACAAUAUCACCGGCAAGUACGAGGCUGUGCGCUGGGCCGCCGAUAAUGGCAGCUGUUUGGUUAUGAAAACCGCGCUGUCACAUUGCCACGAGGAGAUAGAAAAUCACAGACUCGUCAACAGGCCCAUUUUUCAAGAUCUCCGCCGGCCGGUCUUUGCUACUCCGCUUGCUCGCGCAUCUUACCAUGGUCAUCUUGAUCUUGUCACGUAUCUCUUGGACGUUGGGGCAGAGCAGGACAUAUCGUCGUACCGGUUCUGCAACUGCAUUGGCUUGCAAAGCAUCUUCGAGGGCUUCGAGGGCCACGAUUUUCCCAAUGUCCCGGCAUGGUAUCCUCUUCACUACGCAAUAUGCAGUAAGAAUGAAGAGGUCGCUCUGCUCCUUAUCGACCGGGGUGCGCCCUUGGUGUUGUGUGACGGUGGUCCUCGUAUUACUGCACUCCAAAGUGCCACUGCGAACGGCUGUCUAAAGGUCGUACAGCGUCUCGCGAAACGAUACCGUGAGCUGAACCACGGUCCUCUGUUAACCCCCGGGCAUGAGGCAGACGUAGGUCGUCCGCCAGACCCCAGGGCAACCGAUGCUCGUCUCCACACUGCGAUGCACUACCUCGCGCUGUGUCCGCGUCGUGAAUAUGUUCGCGAAAUAUGUCUCUGUCUGAUGGACCUUGGGGUUCCACUAGAUACUCCAUGGGGUAGUAUGGCCAUGUCGCCCCUUCUGAUGGCGUGCGCAUUGGGUAAUUUUACGGUAGCUACCGAAUUCGUGCAAUUUGGAGCAAACCUUCAACGUCGAGACCCGACAGAGCAGGAACGUCAGCAACAUCUCCAAGAAGGCGUAUUGCCCGAACACCGACAAACAAACGCCCCAUACGUGUACACUGCCUUGGGAGCCAAGUAUAAACAAGCUAAGCAGGCGGGCGUUGUGUGGCGGCCAGGCGGCAAGGCACGCUGGGAAAUCGAACGGCAGAACUUCAUCAGAGUAUUCAUCCAGCACAAUGGCAAGGUUAACGAACCUGUGAGUCUAGCUGGUGACACCGCUUUGGCAAGAGCAGCCGAUAGAGGGCUCGUGGCCGAGAUUCGAAUACUUCUCUCGGAGGGAGGCGCUGUUGUUGACAAGCCAGAUGCGUUUGGAAUGACACCGUUGUGCAAGGCCGCGCUGCGCGGUGGAUUUGGGGCCGUUGAAGCGCUUCUGGAAGCCGGGGCGGACCCAAACCUUCCCAGUCGAAUCGGUCAAAUCACCGCCCUGGAGGUGAUCAGUGGCAUGAUUGCGGUGCCAGAAAUCGAGCAGAUCAUUAUAUUGCUACUACGCUACGGUACACGUGUGGGAAGAUUAUCACCUCGAUCUCCCCAUCAAUAUGAACGAACUCACUUGAUCGGUUUGUUGAGGCGAGUUCUCGAGCGUAACAACCCUUCAGAUUACUUGGCCAUGUCGACAAUUCUCGAAAACAGUACUGAAGCAAAUAUAUCGCGUGGCUGUUGGCAAUACGCGGCCGAGGUAGCCCUUCGUCUCGAUAAGAAUGGGGACUCCAAGAAGCCAGGACACCGAAAAAUGUGCUUACUCCUAGGUAUCUUUGGUUCCGACGUUGGUUAUGCCUUUGAUGAUUCCAGGCUCUGCUCGAUUGUCAAGCAGCUCAUCAAAACAAGCCACCCGGAGAACAUGUCGUGUCUGUUCUACCUCGGAGGAAGGAAUAUAGAACUUCGACUGCGGGACUAUUUCCCAAGCGUGGUUAGGACAUCCAGCGGCGUCUUCACUCGAGAAGCGAUGCUGGCCUUGGCCUUGACUCAUAGUAAAAAAUCAGCGUUGCCUUUGGUCUCUCAAUUGCUCGCUGACAACGAUAUCGACGUCACUGGAAGACUUCACUGUCUCAGCACCAAACCGACGCUACUUCAUCUCGCUUGUAGCAACGGCGACUGGGGAUCCGCAGGCCUCCUUAUCACCAGAGGUUGUUCCGCGAACGCUGUCAAUGGGUGUCUUCUAACGCCCUUGGCGGAGGCUGCAGCGGGUGGUUACAAAAAACUGGUCGAAGCUCUGAUGGAUUGUACAUCGGCCGAUCCACACGAGUCAUUCCGGUGUCCUUCAGAGACCACCAGAUCAUUGCAAGAGCAAUUCGCAGUCCCAGAUGACUUUCUUCGCCCGCCUCCCGGAACCAGGAUCGCCCAAUUUGUCGUCCGUGAGCUUAUUAAGCUUCAGGGUGCACCUUUAGGGUUUGCCGAUACCGAUACCAGCAAUCAACACUCAAUGGAUCCAUCUCUUCCCAAAAAGGGUGCUCGGAACCGUUACACGCCACAUCUUUUUGGAUUCUCUGCCCUUGAAACCGCCUGUCACGAGGGACACACCGAUGUCGUAAAAGCAAUUCUCAAACGUCACCCCCUUGCAAGGCAUCCUCAUUUCCAAGUCCAAAGGGGCUUCAUGCCCGUAAAGCCGUCCUUCAGUUACCUAACCGACGCCGCCAUGAACGGACACUGGGAGACGAUGCACAUCUUGCUCACCCACGGAGCGGACCCCAACCAUGGCAUCCUCCGUGGCUGUCUCGACCUGACGCCCUUCCACAUCUGCGUGGAGGCGCUUGUGCACACAGUCCGGUUAUACAACAUCGAAGCCGAGACUCUUGCUACCGAGGCGCCCAUACCCCCCGGCUCCGAGGCUCCGCCGCCAUUCCCACCAGAUAUGCACCCCCAACUACUACCCUUCGUCAAAAGGAUUCAGAGAAUCGUCAGUGUUAUUGCGCACCUGAAGCGCAGAGGGGCAAAGGAGGAAUCAGACAAUUCUGUCUUUAGAAUCGUACAUCAGUUGCCUGGAGAACCGUUCCCGCAAAAUACGAUGGAUAUGUUGAGACGGUUGAUGAAGAGGGAGGAACCGGGUUACAUGGGAGGAAGGUUCAUGGAGAGACAUGAGGUGGUGGUGACGAAGAAGUUUACGUUGGAUCCGGAGGGCAAGAAGAUCGUGCUGGUCGAUGAGGAAAAACGGCCACUUGCCCAACUCCAAACGCGGCGUUCCUCGGGGGUCCUAGGCUUCGCCGGCAAAUCCAUCGCCAUUUUUCUGAUUCUCCUCUUUUUUUCGACUGGCGCUUAUGGGGGGAUGAUCACCGGGUUUAGCAAUGGGUUCUUUGCUGCUCUUACAAAAAUCAAGACUGACCCGUCGGCCGUGGUGGGUUAUGAGCCGAAGCAGGAGUUCACGGGGGUGAAGGCGGUGGAUAAGGUUAUGGUUACGCUGGUGACGUUUUUUGCUGCUUGGUUGGAUGCUGGUGGACCGGAGCUAGGGGAGGGGACGUGGGAGGGGCCGUGGCUGGAGGGCUUGAUAAAGGGAAAGGGGGGAAUGAAGGGGGGAAGGACGUGGGAGGUGGAUAUGCCGCUCUGGAUGUCUGUGGUGCAGUUUGCGGGUGCUUGGGGGUUGGGGAGGGUGGUUGGUUGGACUGGGUUUUGGGGCAUGGGCAUGCAAUUAGUGUCAUACACCAUCGCUGGCCCGAUUUACUUCAUCAUCUACUUGUUUACAUCGCCCGUAGCAAGUAGCAACGAUGUCGACGCGCUGGCCGUCGACGAGGGGGAAAUGGCUCUGCUGCCGGUGUGCAUCACACUGGCCUUCCUUGUUCCGGCAUUCAUGAUGGGAUUACCAAGCCCUCAGGUCAUCCCGCAAGCUGAGCAUCAGAACUGGAUGGCUACCUGGCAGGUGUUUCCUAUUCUGCAGACCAACUUGAUGUUCUUCCUCAAGAGCUUGUUCGGUUCUUCCGGUGCUGGUGCGGAGGGGAACAGCAACAGAGUUACUACUGGGAGGAAACUGGCCGGCGCAAGCCCAGUGUACAAGUUUACCAUGACCCUCUGCGUGGUGGCUCAGUUGGGCUUCCUGGCCAUUGCGCUGACGCCGCCCACUGCUUUACCAGCAAACUUGGCUGCCUCGUACCCGUGGCUUUCGGCGAUGUUGAAGGAGGUGAGCAUUGGUUCGGCUGUCCCUAGGGCGCUGUGGGAUCCGCCAUCUAUCGAUGCGGCGAGUUUGGAGCAUAUCCGGAUGGCGUGGUUAGCACCGUUGGCGAAGCACUUUUUGCAGUGGGAUGUUCACAGUGGUAACUUUGCGCUGCUCACUUGGGCUGCGUACCAAUAUUGGGCUGCUGGAGUCGGUGGUGGAAAGCGAUUCGGCAAGGCGUUGGGUUGGUUCGUGCUCGGAGGACCGGUUGCGACAGCGGCGUAUCUUUUGUGGGAGAGAGAUGAGGCGGUUGUUGAGAGGGAGGAUGAUCGGGGGAGGAGGAGAAGUCGGUAAACGGUUGUUUCGUGAAGUGUUUGACGGGCUCAGGAGGUACGCAGUUUCCCGGCAAUGCGCCUCCUAAACGGCAGUUGAGGUUUCACGAGACGGGAGAGUUUGACCAAAGACCCAACCCAGCGGGUCGUUGGCGAACAAGGCAAUUUGUCUCCGUCGUGUAUCUGUAAAUGCAGUGUCACAUUCCACAAAGGUUGAAUAGGUUGAGACCGGGGAAGUCGGACUCGGGACGGAAACAAAUGACAAACUCCGAAAUGUGGGGCCGAGCGGCACCAUUGCCCCUGGCAGAGCGGGGGUCAUCCUGUUGGCGUUCCCAGAUUUCCCGUAUCCACUACCACGGAAGGGGCGCUCGCCCGGGACAGAAAAGCUGAGACCGUUCUUGCCGAUCACCCGUUAAGAUUUGGCAUACAGUAGUGUACAAUACUGGUUUGGUUGUUAGCUCGAGACCUCUG
Neurospora tetraspora is the source of this 5153-nucleotide messenger RNA. Its product is annotated as ankyrin repeat-containing domain protein. NCBI's taxonomy places the organism in Eukaryota, Fungi, Ascomycota, Sordariomycetes, Sordariales, Sordariaceae. The record is from RefSeq and is a predicted model, not a curated record. Gene Ontology annotation, cellular component: nucleus; cytoplasm. Bases 328 to 4704 code for a protein of 1458 amino acids. The transcript has 8 exons. Gene Ontology annotation, molecular function: protein binding.